Molecule: messenger RNA, 4515 nt
Organism: Lineus longissimus
Lineage: Eukaryota; Metazoa; Nemertea; Pilidiophora; Heteronemertea; Lineidae
Product: transcription factor E4F1-like
Exons: 5
Coding region: 134-3226 (1030 amino acids)
Biological process (GO): regulation of transcription by RNA polymerase II
Molecular function (GO): DNA-binding transcription factor activity; RNA polymerase II cis-regulatory region sequence-specific DNA binding
Source: RefSeq, a predicted model, not a curated record
CAUGGCCGCCAACUUUCUCGAGUUUUGUCAACAUCACCACAAUUAUCACAUUAUAUCUAAGCGUAUUACACAGUUUAAGUCACAAGUUACAGGCUUAAACACAAGAACUUAAUUCCAGGCACAGUGAGAAAUCAUGCGAGAGGCAAAGAAACGCAACAAAGGCGUCGAUCUGACGACCUUUUCAUUGAAGGUUGAGGAACUAACAAGCCUCUAUCAUGGGAUGACUGCGGCAAACAAGAAAAAGGCAGCUGCAAUCCUAUCCUCUGCCUGGAAGAACAUGUCUCCAAUUGCCUCUGACAAGGAGAAGAACAGUGCAGGACACCCGGCUGUCUCAGAGCCUUCAUCUGUGUUACCACGGCCACAUAAAAAAGGUCUCUUCAAGAAAAAUGCUGGUGAUACGACUAAUGGCAAUACUGGUGAGGGUCAGGGCGAGUUCACUUCUCUGUUGCAGAACAUGCUGGACACAGUAGUAUCCAAAGAAGAUGGGCAGCAAGGGAGAAAGAUGAAAUUGAGACGCCGGAAAUCUCAGACAAGACAUGUCACUUCUCGAACGGGUAGACAGCGCAAGGGACUUGCGGUGGAUGCAGAACAGACAGUGUAUGCAAUCAAUGACAAUGGACCCCACGUUAAUUCUGUUGAUGUGGUUGGAAAUGCUGGUGUUGAACGUUUUGCAGUAAAUGAACAAUCUCCAGGAGAUAACUCUGGUCCUGUUUCUCUGCCAUCGUUCAGAGAUGCAAGUAUUUGUCAACGCUCGUCACCUCCUGAACUGGAGGAGAGGAUGUCUUCAUCUGUGUCUGUUCAUCGUGAUGGGCCGCCAACGUCCAGCGUUAUAUUGCCUCCGAAGCGUUCUAGGCCUGGGGCAACCCCGUCCACUGGUUUUGAGGAGAGCAAUAUUGAUAUGGUGCUGGAGAUUGUUGAGGAUGCCAUACCAGGAGAGACCGCAGGAGUGUAUGGGAACCUUGCUGCCUCCGGUAGUCAGACACAAAUGGUGCUUGGAAACGGUGCUGUGGAUGCAGCAAACUAUGAGAGUGGGGAUUGUGAUGAUCUGUUAGAUUUAGAAUUAGAUAUUUAUAACGAAGUCAAUGAGGAUACAGAAAUUGAGGAGGAAAGUUUGCAAAAUGAUCAAAGUGCUGCCGCGGUUCCGAAAUUAAAAACAAAAAUUCAUAACGUAGUUCACAAGUGUCAAGAAUGUGGUGAAAUGUUUACACACGGCCGUCCUUUCAAGAGACACCUAUUGGGUCAUGCUGACUCACAUUAUCCACUGUGUUGUCGUAUGUGUAAGGUGGAAUUUGAGGGGUACAUUACAUUUAAAUACCAUAAGUGUCACCCACCUCCCAGAGAACUAUCAUGCAAGCAGUGUCAAACAAAAUGUUUCAACCACAAACGUUUACAAAGGCACAUCCACUUGAAACAUGGCCGCAGCAAAACUCAACCACAAUAUUUCUGUCAAUUCUGCAACAAGGCAUUCAGUCGGAAACUGUCCAUGUUCAAACACUAUAAGGAACAUGCGAGUGGGAAGUUUGUGUGUCUGCGGUGCGGUGAGUUGAUCGAAGACAAGGAAACAUACUAUGACCAUGUGACAAAGCACGAGCGAGAUGCCAAUUUCAUGUGUGAGAAAUGUGGCAUUGGCUUCUCCAAGGUGCAGCUCUACAAGAAACACAUGAAGGCCCAUGAGAGAUUCGAGUGUCCAGAGUGUAACAUGACAUUUCCUACUCGGAAGGCCCAGUUCAGGCACAACCGCCUCAUCCAUGCGGCACAGUUUGGAGACCUAAGUAGCAAGCGGUACCGGUGUGACAAGUGUCCUAAAAGCUUUCCUCGGCCCGGGCUACUUGACUUACAUAAGAGGGUGCACACAGGUGAGCGGCCUCUAGAGUGCGACCUGUGUAAGGUGUUCUUCCGCACUCCAAAGGCUUUGAGGAAACACAAGAUGACCAACACCCACUUACUGAAGGCUGGCGAGGUUGCCCGGGAGAGGAAUCAUCUGUGUGCCUUGUGUGGACAGGCGUAUUUCAGGAAAUACGCGCUACAGCGUCACAUGAAGACACACUGUGACGAGAAACCAUUCAACUGCCCACACUGUGAUUACAAGUGUAAGGAGAGUACGAAUCUGAAACGCCACAUCAUGAGGCAUCUGUCCGAACGCAACUUCAUCUGUGAGAUCUGUGGCUCAUCAUUCCACACAAAGAAGACACUCGAGACUCAUGUCAUUUAUAAACAUUCGAGCAACAGGGAUUACAAAUGUACUGAGUGUACGAUGGCGUUCAAGACGCCGAAUGCUUUACGGCGUCACAUGACUAGUCAUAGUGAUAAACGGCCUCAUACGUGUUGGUGUGGGAGUGGGUUCAAUCGCAUGUAUAAUCUGAGACGGCAUAUGAAGUCAGUCCAUGGUACGGAUGAGGAGCUGCCUCGGGUCAGGAAGGUACGGGUGUUAGAGGAAGAUGUCAGGGAUGUGUACAAUACUGGCCAGCUCCCUUUGACGAUCCCAGCUGUGACGAGUGCAGCCGAGAUGCCUCUAUUCAGUCCCCAUGACAGCAUCUCUCCCUCCAUGGUCAUGGCUCGACCCUCUAUGCAUCCACUGAAACAAGAUUACAUCACCUCUGUCGGCUCUCAGGGAAUGCUACCUGGCCAGAGCCCAUCCCUCUUUACUUUAACUCCCCCAUCCCUUUCUUUACCUGAUCUGAAAUCGGUCCAGCUGCCCUCUGAUAUGAAUUAUGCAGUCAUGCCCCAGACCCAGCUUUCAGAAGAUGAAAAGGUGGCUCAUGUCACAUCGCAUCUUUUAUCAGAACUUCGUGAAUCUGUCAAACAUGCCGAGAUGGCUGCCAUGACACCAGUGCACACACCCGCCUCCACACCGGUCUCCUCAGUCAAGGACGGCCAACAGCCACAGCUCUCCACAUUGGCCUCUGUUGGAAUGGAGACGGUCAUUCAAGAUAUUGUGCACCGCCCGACCAUCAAUACUUACGACAGCCACUUGUACCUCUCGCAGCCAACAUCAGCGCCCGUCGAGCGCAAGACGUUCAUCCACAACGUGCCUCAAAACUACAUCCAUGACUUCACAAGCUUUAACGCAGCCUCUUUAUAUGGUGCCCCAUUCUACAGUGAUCCUCAGCGUCAGCGGAUGAUGCAGAUGCCUGAUGGUCUGAGCAGCCAUGAACAGCUUCAAGCUGCGGUGAAUGGAAUGCCGGUAGAGAUGAAUAAAUACCAUCAAGACGUUACUCAUGAGUAGUAAAGGCAAUCCACUUUCUGUCUUCACUGUCCAUUUGUCUGUGCAGCUCGUCAACAUGGUUGUGUGUCCAGCAGUGAUGCUUACAGGUCAAACUUGUUGAUUCAAGGUCAAAUUGUCCGGCUCACAAUACCGGUGUUAGUAGAUGAAGAGUUCUGUUUGAUCACCAAUGAACAUACUGUGUUGACACGAUUAAGCUGGUUGAUGUGCAUCUGGCUUCAUAGAGUCGACACAGUAGUUGUAAAGGAUACUUUUGAUGGGGAUCAUACUAGAGUUAGUUUUAUAACGGGUGCUUUUUCUAUUGGAAGAAUAUUUUGUGUAUAAUAAGAUAACUUAGGUUGUUUUCAGUAGAGCUAAGGCAUUGAGAUUAUUGUUAUAAAUACAUACAUGUAAUGAUUAGCUACUGGUAGUAAUUAUUUGCGUUGAGAUCAUGUGUAGCCAUUUUAACCUAUGUUUAACUGUCCCUGGUGUGUCAGUUUGCGCAUUAGUCGCCAUAAAAAUGCUUUAAUUUUCUUGUGCCAUAAAAUCUUUGUAUAUCGAUCUCUCAUGGCUGCAAGAUGAAAAUGGCAUCCAAGUGCAGAGGAUGAAAGUGUUGUUCCUCACUUUAUAGAUGGGUUCAUGCUGAGCACUACUUCAUUCUACCCGAACUUGAGCGCCCUGUCUUGUCCUAAUUUGCCAUUCAUUUGGCUCAUUUACACAUGACUUGUUUACUAAUCUCAUGUAAAGGUAAACCCGCUGGUUGUGUUAGUGGUUUUAUGUUACAAAUGUAUUAUGAUUCAGUUGAUUUGUGUGUACUAAAUUAUUAUCACUGUUGUAGCUACUCUACCUAGCUAAUUAGGUCAAAUUAGUGAGUUUUGAUUGUUGUGUUGUGUUUAUGUUGAUCUGUAAUUUAUUCCCAAGUCAUUGGUCUUUAACUCUGGCAAAAGACACUCGCUGCAGAAUGUCUGAUAAAAUGAGUGGCUAUAUGGAAAGAUUUUUUGUUAGAAGUAUUACUGAUGAUAUCUUAUCUGAUGAUAAGUUUCACAGUCAUUAGAGAAAUUUCAAGUUUCACAUUGUCAGGAGAAAAUACAUGUAGGUCAGAUGCAAAAUUCACUUUAUCGACUAAUCUAUAAUUUUUCUUCACUAAUUUUGGAAACUGUUACGACACUAAAGUGGAUUGUUGCAAUGAAAAUCUAAUCUUUUGUGAAAUUGUCUUUUGACUUGUUUAUUCCUUUGAUGAUUUCAUUGCAUUGAGUUUGUUUGAUGAUGUCCAUUGUUUGAAUCAAUAAACACAAUGUUCAUAUUGAGAGAAA